Messenger RNA from Betta splendens (Siamese fighting fish), 5286 nucleotides. Its product is annotated as ras-related protein Rap-1b. Lineage: Eukaryota; Metazoa; Chordata; Actinopteri; Anabantiformes; Osphronemidae. The record is from RefSeq and is a predicted model, not a curated record. The coding region runs from base 409 to 981 and encodes 190 amino acids. Gene Ontology annotation, cellular component: plasma membrane. Gene Ontology annotation, molecular function: GTP binding; GTPase activity; GDP binding. Gene Ontology annotation, biological process: Rap protein signal transduction; cellular response to cAMP; negative regulation of synaptic vesicle exocytosis. The transcript is spliced from 8 exons.
UUUCUCUUUUCUUCUGUCUCCUCCGAGUCCUCCCUCCGUCACGUACAUGUAGACGAACCCGGGCCGCACCGGGUCACACCCUGACAGGCGAGUGCGAGCAGGCAGGCAGGGAGACAGGCCGGUGCCGACCUGGGCUGGGUUUGCGGAAGCGACCGCCGGGCGGACAGACGGACGGACGGAGCGAAGCGGGGCUUCUGGUUGACGCAGGCGGACGGCGGGGUGUCAUCAUGGCGGCCGCCUGUCUGCGUGUCCGGCAGCUCUUUGUGUUCCGGCCCCCUGCCUGGCUCUGAGGCUCCGGGCAGAGGCGGCCUGCUGCCAGGGAUGGACCGCGGGGAGCGCCGUGGGGCGGCCACCGAGCGGCGGAACUGAAGUCCCGCUGGCUGCUGGAGAAAAAAGACGAGUGGCUUAAUGCAAAACACAGACAGGAUGCGUGAAUACAAGCUGGUUGUUUUAGGAUCGGGAGGAGUCGGCAAGUCAGCUCUGACUGUCCAGUUCGUUCAGGGAAUCUUUGUGGAAAAAUACGACCCAACGAUAGAAGACUCCUACAGGAAGCAAGUGGAGGUCGAUGGACAGCAGUGUAUGUUGGAGAUUCUGGACACAGCGGGAACAGAGCAGUUCACAGCCAUGAGAGACCUGUACAUGAAGAACGGUCAGGGCUUCGCUCUGGUUUACUCCAUCACAGCUCAGUCGACCUUUAACGACCUUCAGGACCUCAGAGAGCAGAUCCUCAGAGUGAAGGACACAGAAGAUGUUCCCAUGAUCCUGGUUGGAAACAAAUGUGACCUGGAGGUGGAGCGUGUGGUGGCCAAAGAGUCGGGUAUCGGCCUCGCUCGCCAGUGGAAUUCCUGCGCCUUCCUGGAGACCUCGGCCAAGAGCAAGAUCAACGUUAACGAGAUCUUCUACGACCUUGUGCGACAGAUUAACAGGAAGAGUCCAGUUCCGGGGAAAACUCGCAAAAAGUCCACUUGUCAGCUUCUCUAAUGACAGUUUUCUGCUCACCUGACCAACAACCAACCAAUCACAGGAUAUCUUCCAGCUGGCCGUGCCCCUUUUACGCAACCAUGUUAUCAUCAGCAUCAGCUUCCUCUGUUACCACGACAACUGCAUUUCCCAUCCUCCCACCACACUGUUUAACAGAGACUCUUGCCUUGGAAUCAUCCAAUCCAAACAAGACCACAGCGGUAGCACUGCUUCUGCUGAUGAUCCCACUGUUGGUGGAAUGGGGGCUGCCCACAUUUAAACUACAGUCCCUAUCAUGCUCUCUGCUAGGCUGUUUAGCGCUGGGGAGUGGCUUUCUGCUUUUUAGUUCGAAUAUUUCUUUGUUCUACUUUCUUUCAGUUUCCUUCCUCUUUUUCUUCUAGCUGUCCCGAGCCAGCUUCACUGUCGGCCAUGUUGGCGCUAUGGUUAGCUUGGGGAUGUCACAGCUAACAUGGUUGACUCUGUGGCUCUGGUCAAACCUGUGGAUUCAUACAGUGAUGAUUAUUAUUAUUAUUGCAGUGGUUAUUAUUAUUAUGAUUCUGUGUGAAAAAAAGGAAAAACUCAUUUAAUGAUUUAAUGUUUUUGGGGGUGAGGGAGGGGAGGGUGGGCUGGGGGUGCAGCAGGCUGAAGGUCAGCUCCAAGUGUUGAUAGCCCUGAUAGCUCUAACAUAAAUUAGCUGGCUGCUAUUUGGGCUCUUUGUUAUGUAUUAGCCUUGUUAGCAUACUCUUCAAGAAAUGUAUUUUAGACUGUCAGCCUAAUAUCUAGUCAAAUGCAUUGCCAACAUUGCAGUUAGUGAGGUGCUAGCAUUGGCUACACUUCACAGGGGGAGUAACGAUGGCUAGUUGUUUGCUAGCCUCUUGCAGGUGUUAGAAUGUAUUAGCAGUGAUGUGAGGAAAAACAAUGUGCUCUUAGCACAUGCGUGGUUAUAGAUGGGACUUAUUUGUACUUCUAGCUUUGUAGUUCAUUAGCUUAGAAUCUUGUCAAACUGUCAGGAUUAUUGAUGCCAGCACAUGGGAACAGUAUUGAAUUUAUAUUUGGAUGACUGAUGCAAACAACUUUUGAUGGCCUAGCAGAAUAAACAAACAGCUAGUGGUUUAUAGACAUUUCAAAGAGAUGCUAAUGAUGCUAUACUACCAAAGAAACAAAAUAAGGAUCACAUGUGCAGGUCGGUUUGUUAACAGCCCGUUGAGCUGACCUCAGAUCUGCUGCUGAGGGUGGACAUGUUGCCUUUAGACAGCAGACUCACACUGGUCCAGUACUUUAGCUCUGUGUGUGUAUGUGUGUGUGUAUGUGUGUGUGUGUGUGUGUGUGUGCGUGUAUGUGUGUGUGUGUCUGUGUCUGUGUGUGUUUUUAUGUGUUUGUGUCAUUGAGCUGCAUAACAACAUGAAUCAGGCCAGUUUCUGUGAUGACCACUUUAUCCCGGGUGGGUGGGUUAUAUUUACUGAAAGACCAGUCAGCAAGUGUUGCUUCUGUGUUAUUAACCAUAUUAUUACCUGAUUACUAAUAUGAUUAACAUGAGUUGGUUGAAGGUCCUUUUGGUCAGCUUCUCUUUAACUGAUGGAAACAUGAUCCAGGUACACACAGGACCAGGUCCUUCAUAUGUGUGUUGUAUUUUAUGCUAACACUUUAGCAGCUCUGGUGAAAGAAUAACGUGAGCUCACAGCCACCUGAAUGGAAACACCAUGGAAAAUAUAUAUAUAUUAAUGUUUAAUGAUUGGCAGAGAGGGUUUGAGGAGUUAUUGAUGAAAGUAAAAGAAGCCAAUGCGCCAAUUUAGUCUUAGCUUUAGGCUAAUAAAGGUGACAUUUACAGUUACAACUACCAGACUAACAUGUUUAAAGUAUGACCAUGAAAUACUCCACUGGGCUUAAUUUUCUCAUCAGUUAAAGCAAAAAGUUGAACAAAAGGUUGAGGCUGACUGGAAAGGGUAUGGUUUAAAUAGUGAAAGCCCCGCCCACAGGGGGUGGAGCUUGUGAAAUCAACCACAGACAGCCUUUGAAUAAUCUGUUAAUUCUGUUUGAAAUGUGAGAGUGGUCAGCAUACGCGUUCAGUAUGUGGGACCAGUGACCUCUGUGAGUACUGCUGUGUGCAGUGUUGUACUACCAGUGUUACUGCAGCAUACUGUGGUACUGCUGUUAGUAUUCUGGUCCAGUCAUGUAGCAUGUUGAUAUUUCUGUCAGUACUCAGUCUGACCUCCAGGAGGUGCUGCAGCAGUUUGCAUGCCGAGCAGAAGCUUCCAGCGAAAUGUCUUUUUGCAGCCAUGCUAAGGUCGUUGCUGUUGACUCCAGUGCUCACAGACAGAUUGUAAGGCACAGUAAACGGUUCAACAAAUAGGAAUGGGAUUUAAGCCUCUAACUUCAUCAGAUAAAGCGUAACGUUAACCUUUAAAUAACCUUUUGAGUACAGUGCUUUACUUAUUCUUGUACGUCUACCCAUAGUAGAACUGUACCACCCUGAACACCGCAGUCAACCGCACACAAGAGAUUCAUACUACAAGAGAAAACAUUAGGAUAACUGGAUAACGCUUUACUUCAAUUACACCUCUCUUAACAUAGAUAAACAAAAAAAUGUUAAAAAAUAACACGAACAACAUUAUCACAUGUUAAAUUGAUUGAGCAACAUUUCUCCUACAAAGUUUUCAUAAGUGAUGUAACUGCUAAUGAAUGAUCAGUAACCAGCAUAAUAUACUUGUGAUCCUUGAAGGAUGUAUAAUUUAACGACCACAAAAGUGAAUAGGUCACAAGUGACCAACUCAAGUCCAUAGGGGCCAUUGUCCUGCUGGUGUUUCAUCUCUCCCUGCGGAGUAUCUUGAUGAGGUGUCAGUUGGCUGAUCACACCUGAUCAAUGUAAACAGUAGUGGGACAGAGGUCCUCAAGGACUUGAGCUGACCAUCCCUGGAAUAGGUUAUUUUAGAGUGCAAAUCAUUCACAGGUGCAUUUAAAGCCUUAUUUUUCCCACAGCCUUACUUUUGAAAUGAAAUAUGUUAAGUUGUCAGAUUGUUAUUGUGUAAUCACCUUAUUAAUAAACAUGAUUAUGCAUUUACAUAAAACUAUGUUUUAGGAUUAUAGCUGGUGUUACUGUCAUUCAUUAUGCAGAAAGUUUCAUAUUUUAAUUCUGAGUAUAUGGUACAAACACCACCCCUGCAAAAAAGGAUGUGUGUUAUAAAUGCUGAAUGGGUUUGGUUAAGAUGAUGUGUAUGGCUCAGUUCUAAAACAGUUCAGGUUGGGUUUUACUCCUGACUGCUAAACACGAACACCUGAUUCACGCAUAGAGGAGUUAAUAACAUUAUGACCUGACCCUGGCUGCAAUCAGACCUUUCUGGCAUCCAGUGUCACAGAGGCUGCAGUGGCAUUCGUCCUUCAUUGUAGUUCUGGAAAUAUAACAUUUGACAGAUGAGUUAAUUAUUAGAGUUAUAGAAUAGUUAGAUGCAGUCACCUCCAGUCUGACCAACUCUUGUUUGGGAGCACGCUGAAGCCUUAACAGCUGUGGUAAACUGAGGUUUUAUCAUUGGUGUAGGUACCGUACGUUUUACUUUUCCCUAAAUCUAGUGUUAAAUUUUGAAUAAGUCAUUUGUAAAACACUGUAAUGUAGCUGCAAGCAUAUCCAAGGGCAAAUGAUGCGUCUCCUGUGAGCUUCUCUAAGUGGAGCUGGGUGUGUAAGCAACAAACUGAACUUAACUAUAAUAAAUUGUGGAAAGAUCCACAAUGUCAUUAGCUGAAUGUAUGUUAUGCUAACAGAUACAUUAUAGUGUGUCAAAUGUUUCUAAAUGCUAAGUGAGGGAACCUAGCGUGACAUCUUAACGUCUUCGGUUUCCCUCUAGGCUAAACGCUUGAGGACCUGUCCCUGUACUGGACUCAGAGAUAAUCUGAUUAUGAUCUCCACAUCAGUGACGAACAGGAGGAUUCUCGCCAUGUUUGACUGCUCCUUUAUUAUGUAGACAUAGUUUGAAGUGACAAUUGCAGCUGCAGCCAAAUGCAACCUGGAAUGAUUUAUUGACAAGAAGAAACUAUUUUACAUUUACGAAAAUGAAUCGGCUUUUCCUCUGUAUGGCAUGCUGACCAGUGAAAUAGAAAAAAACAAACCAGUUGACCCAGUGAAGUACCAGGUUUAAAUCCCAUCUCCACCCUGCAGAAUCAUCUUGAUUCAGCUGUUGGGAGUUUAAAACUGGUGUCUAAAAGCUUGAACUGUUUUUUUCCCCCAGUACAGAAACCACAGCAGCAGUGAAAGGGGAGGGACAGGGUGAAGCCAAAUGUAAAGUGAAAACUAAAAAGCCUUAAAUAAAUAAAAGUGGUGCAAUUUUGUAACAGCAA